This is a messenger RNA of Coccidioides posadasii C735 delta SOWgp, 1413 nucleotides long. The record is from RefSeq and is a predicted model, not a curated record. Lineage: Eukaryota; Fungi; Ascomycota; Eurotiomycetes; Onygenales; Onygenaceae.
AUGGCUCCUCGAAAGGGAAGCAAGGACAGUGCCAAUGCGAAAGACCCCCUUCUCAAAAAGGAAGCAGACAAGACAAAAGGGAAAAAGGCAAAAGAUGGCGCGAAUGGAGGCUCGCCUCAAAAGAGGACUCUUAAUCCAGUCUUUCUAGCGAUGAUUGGGAAUUUCCUUAGUGCAUAUGGGUUCCAUGAAACCAAAGCCGUAUUUGACACCGAAGUCACUAGAGUAGGAGUCGCUGGGAAAAGUAAAUCCAAAUCCAAAUCCCAGCCGAAGGAAACGGUUGAAGGAGCCUCGAGCCCUCCUUGUGUACUUGACCUGUUUGAAUCUUGGGAUCAACAAGGUCAGCUAAUGAAGUCACAUAAACUUGAUGAGAAGAGAAGAUCGGAACAAAAUGCCGAUGGCGGGAAUAAGAGUAGUGAGAAUAUAGCUACAUCCGAUGAUUCUAGCGAUUCCGAUGCUUCCGCCUCUGAUGAUUCGAGCAUCUCGAGUAGCUCUUCCAGCAGUUCUAGCUCUUCCAGCUCCUCUUCCAGCUCAGCAUCUGCCGACAGCUCUGACUCUUCCAGCUCCUCUUCCGACUCCUCCUCCGGCCCGUCUGGGAGUGAUGACAGCUCAGACAACCAAAGCGCCCGGAAUUUGAACGGCAAAAAGAAAAGUUCAGGCCAACUACUGAAGCGAAAAUAUGAGUCUUCCUCGGAUCCUUCUUCCUCGGAUUCGGAGUCUGACUCUCCUUCGGCGAAGCGACCUAGGUUAGACAAGGACAAACUUAACAAAUCAAUUAAAUCAGCAUCGUCCCCUAAAUCUGAGUCGUCCGAUUCUGAUUCUGGCUCCUCGACAACUUCAUCUUCGAAUUCCUCACAAUCGGAGAAAUCUAAGUCGGCUAAAGCAAAGAAGCCUGCGAAAGUGAAAGAUGUUGACUCUGGCAGCGACAGCGAUAGCGAAUCUAGUGAUUCAUCCUCUGCCUCCUCAUCUUCUUCAUCCUCUGACGAGUCUGACUCCGAUUCUUCAAAGGACGAAAAACCAGCUUCUGCUAUCGAUAAUCGGGAAUCGUCCGCAGGUUCCAGUACAACCUUGCAUGACGCUUCAUCUAGCUCCCCCGAUGCUCUCAACACGGGCAAUGGGAAAUCUGACAACCCAACUGACAGCACCGCUCUCACAAGAUCUAACUCAACUUCUAAUGACUCUGCCCUACGCUAUAGAGGCGCUAAGCCUACUCCUCUAGCAAUUGCUAGCGAACAAUGGCUCAAUCACCCAUCCAACGAAUACGUGCCUUACGCAUAUGCGGAUCGCGCCCACAAGGAUCUCUCUGUAACCCGCGGCAAAGGUUUCACGAAGGAAAAAAACAAAAAGAAACGUGGCUCAUACCGCGGGGGCCCUAUCGAUAUCGGACCCGGCAAGGGGUUUAAGUUUGAAGACUAA